UGCUGGGAUUCAUGAAAUCCAAGCAUUCCGGGACUAUAAUGAAAGAUGUUGUCUCAGAGGUGUGCUCUGUGGCUGUCGGUGUUUGUUAAUUGUGCAUCCUGCUGGGGUUAAGAACAGAAAUAGAAAAAACCAAUUGUCCUGUCUCUCCUUCCCCAAGGAGAUGAGCAUGCAGGAGGUUUCAUGGCCCAGCUCCUCCAGUGAUCACUCAGCUGUCAACCAGGCUGAGCACAUCAGAGAAUAACACCUCCUUUUCUGAGGAUUCUGAUACAUUUUCAAUCAGAAACAGAAGCAAAGAUUCUGCAGCUCCCACAGAAACUCCCAGAAACCUUCAGGGAAAUGGGGGAAAAUCAGACAAUGGUCACAGAGUUCCUCCUACUGGGAUUUCUCCUGGGCCCAAGGAUUCAGAUGCUCCUCUUUGGGCUCUUCUCCCUGUUCUAUAUCUUCACCCUGCUGGGGAACGGGGCCAUCCUGGGGCUCAUCUCACUGGACUCCAGACUCCACACCCCCAUGUACUUCUUCCUCUCACACCUGGCUGUCGUCGACAUCGCCUACACCCGCAACACGGUGCCCCAGAUGCUGGCGAACCUCCUGCAUCCAGCCAAGCCCAUCUCCUUUGCUGGCUGCAUGACGCAGACCUUUCUCUGUUUGAGUUUUGGACACAGCGAAUGUCUCCUGCUGGUGCUGAUGUCCUACGAUCGUUACGUGGCCAUCUGCCACCCUCUCCGAUACUCCGUCAUCAUGACCUGGAGAGUCUGCAUCACCCUGGCCGUCACUUCCUGGACGUGUGGCUCCCUCCUGGCUCUGGCCCAUGUGGUUCUCAUCCUAAGACUGCCCUUCUCUGGGCCUCAUGAAAUCAACCACUUCUUCUGUGAAAUCCUGUCUGUCCUCAGGCUGGCCUGUGCUGACACCUGGCUCAACCAGGUGGUCAUCUUUGCAGCCUGCGUGUUCUUCCUGGUGGGGCCACCCAGCCUGGUGCUUGUCUCCUACUCGCACAUCCUGGCGGCCAUCCUGAGGAUCCAGUCUGGGGAGGGCCGCAGAAAGGCCUUCUCCACCUGCUCCUCCCACCUCUGCGUGGUGGGACUCUUCUUUGGCAGUGCCAUCAUCAUGUACAUGGCCCCCAAGUCCCGCCAUCCUGAGGAGCAGCAAAAGGUCUUUUUUCUAUUUUACAGUUUUUUCAACCCAACACUUAACCCCCUGAUUUACAGCCUGAGGAACGGAGAGGUCAAGGGUGCCCUGAGGAGAGCACUGGGCAAGGAAAGUCAUUCCUAACUGGUGUGACAUUUGACUCUCCCUCCUCAGUCAUCUCCUGGAAUCUUGGUACCAAAUACCACCUAAGUUCACUACUCUCUUUAUAUCUGAGACUGAAUGAACCAAGAGACUCUGCAAAGCAUUCCUUUUUCCUGCCUGGGAAGUAUUUAGUUUUUGAUGCAUUUGUUAUACUUAACAUUUUUUAAUUUAAGCACUUAUUGAGUUGAGAAUGUCGGGGAAAGAUUUAUUUUGUACACUGCUAUGAGUCCAGAAGUUUAAAACAGACACUCCACCUGUGACUUAGUCAGGUAUGCUCAGUAGUAGAGGAAUAGCAGUUAUUACCAGAUAAAGUCAUAUCUAUAAAAAGUUUUUAAAAAUACAGCCACAGGCAGAGACUCCAGAACCCAUUGAUACCUCUGUCCAUUUUCAUCCUCAUUUGGAUGUUUCCCCUCAAUUGUACUUCCUUUCUUAUAAGCAGUAAAUGUACCUAAGUGCCUACUUCAGCUUGGAGGGAAAUUGAUUUUUAUAAAAUCCUACAAACUGACAAUUUCUGUUGUCAGAGAGAGUGAAUCCAUAAACAUUCAGCUGGCAAUCUGAAGCAAUUACACAACAAAAUCCACUUUCCAACCUGCCCUGAGACUGUGAUGGUCACUUGUUUCUACUCUUCUCACCUCCUCCAGGGGACUGUCUAUGAUUGUCUCUAAAUAAGCACAUGCUCUUCACUUAGAGGAAGUUAGUACCACCACACAACUUUUCACUGCUGGGGACGAAUGGAAAGCCCCACACAGAGACAAUUCAAUGGAAAAAAGCGUUUUAAUAAUAAUGUUAAUAGUUAGCAUUAUUAUAAAUUACUCUGCACCAUCCACUGCACAUUGAUAGGUACUUUAUAGAGAUAACCUCAGUUUAUCAUUAUAGCCAAUUCAUUUCCCAUUAUUAUCCCAUUUUAUAGAUGUGAACUUCAAGCAGAUGGUAAAUGUUAGACUCAUACCCAAACAAUCUGGCUCCCAAGCCUUCUUUACUUAACCAGGACAAUGUGGGACUUUAUUAGCAACAUUUCAAAUUAAGAAUAAGUCUAACCAAUCCUAACGUAGGAUAUGUUAAGUGAAUGUGGGUUUCUUCCCCAUCUAGAAUGUGCCAUGAUGAGGCCAGGAGAGUCAGAGAUUAUUUAUGGAAGGCUUCUUAUCCUGUUUGACGAGUCCUGUGGGCAUGGCUGCAAAGGAGGUUAAGAGAUUCAGAGGAACACAGAACACAGACAGGGUGGGAGUAGAGGCUGUUCUCAAUGAGAUUAGAGAGUAAGUUUAGAACUAUACUUGGUUCUGGGUGGUAAGAUCCAGAACAAAGACAUCUCUAGUUCACAUACAACACUCACAUGCUCACGUACAUGCGUGUGCACACACACACACACACACACACAUAUACGCACAGUGCUUAGUGAAGCACUAUUCCAAGAACCUUACAAGUAAGAGCUCUUUAAGUCCUCAUAAAAACCCUAUGAGGUAGAGACUAUUACUACUAUUUUUAGGCGAGAAAACAGAACUAUAGAGAGAUUAUAUAAUUUAACCAAUGCUCCCAGCUAAUAAGUACCUAGUCCAGAAUCAAACUUAGGCAAUAUGACUGCUGAACCCAUAAUCGUAACCAUUAUAUAAAAAUCAAAGAGAUCAUGAAAUUUCCAAAGAUGAAGAGGAGGAGAGAUGAAAAGCAAUUUUCAAUCUCUAGCCAAAGAUAGGCAUUGGGCUCCAGACAGAAAAGUACUUAAAGCUGGGGGAAAAACAAACAAACAAACAAACAAACAAACAAAAAACAGCUUUUUUUAUACUGGUGCGUGAAAUGAGAUGAGGUGGUAGCAAGAAGGAACUGUGACUCCAAGGGUCAGAGACGGAGGAGGAGCCUCUUGACGGGCAGGAUGGUGAAACCAAAAACAAUGGAUAAAACUUUUAAGUUGAUGGUUCAUCAAUUGAAGAACAUUAGAAAGUGUUUUUGUAAAUUAUCUAGCCGGGCAUGGCAACGUGUGCCUAUAUCCCCAGCUAUUCGGGAGGCUGAGGCAAGAGGAUCACUUGAGCCAGGGAUUUUGAGGCUGCAGUGAGCCAUGAUCGCACCACUGCAUUCCAGCCUGGGUGACAGAGUGAGACCUUGUGUCCAACAAUAAUAAAAAUGAAAUAAUUUAUUAAAUUUUUUAAAAUUACCCAAACUGGAUAUACAAUUUGUAAUUCCAUUGCUGCCGAACAGUUUUUAAACGGUUGUUUAGUUUCACGGCAGAUGCUGCAUACUGCAUUGCAACUAACACUGGGAAGGGAUACAUUCAAGUGGCAGGACAAAGGUGAGGAGCUCUAAUACCAGGGGUAGGUUUCAAGGGAUGAAUACUCCCCUGGUACCAGAGGAGCAGCAGGAAAUCAUGGUGUGCAGAAACCAUGCUCAGGCGGUUGCCUGUGUGGACCCUAAAUUCUGUGUGUGCAGUCCUCUCUUAGGAUUGGCCCAGGCAUCCAAGAAGCCCACGAUGCUGCCUACCCCUUAAAUACACAAGGUGCGUACCGGAGGCCCUGGUUCUAGUUCCAGAUGUACCAUUUGCUAGCUGUGUUUUUUGCAGAGAAGUCCCUUAAACUGCUUAAGCUUCAGUCCUUCAUCUGAAAAUUAUGCAUAUGGAAGCUGUUUAGGACACCACAGAGUGCCACUGAAAACCCAAAGCAAGAUGCAAAUGGACACAUUUUUUUUCUGAAGACUUAAAAGUGCUAUGUGAACAUAAGAUAAACUGUUAUGAUUACCCUGCUGUCAGAAGUUAUUUUAAUCCUGUCAGGGUUGCUAAACUUUCUGAUCUGGAACCAAAAUUGCUCUUUAAACAGGAAGAGCAUUGGUGCUGGUAGGUCACCUACGCCUUUGCCCUCAUGGCUUCCCCUUGUCCCCCCUAGAGGCACAGGAGGCCACUCACUCUUGGAGGGCAUAGCUGGACCAGGAGCAUGAGCUGUGGCCCAGACUCAGGGAACCUCUGUGAGUCAGCUGGCAAAGGCUCCCGGGGAGCCUGUCUCUGAAUCUGGUCCUAGCCCGUUCACUUGGAAAAAACAGGAGACUUCUCCCAAGGUCAAGGAAUUCAGAUUUUGGUUUUGGUUUCCAACUUUUUGUAAUCCUCAACCUGGGAUUUACAGUGCAUGUCUCAAUUAUGUUUCAUUCAUUGCUUCACAAAGGGAAGGACAAGCACUGGUUCAUCUCUUUACACCUAUACAUUCCUAGCACAGAGUGAGUACUCACAAAAAACAUACGGAAUACAUAGAGGACACUUUAUCUGUUGACCCCAUUUCCAAAUUUUCAGUGUUGAGCCAUCUUCUGAUUUCUAAACUUCUUUAAAUCCCUCUAAUUUUAGGUUAUACUACAGUAGAAAUUUAAUUGUAGCUGAUAAUUAUUGAGCACUUACUAUGUGGUUGGCACUGCAUAAAAUGCUUUAGAAAAAUUCUUACAUCAAAUAUGUGGAGUAGGUACUAAUACUAUCCUAACAUUAAAGGGGGGGAAAUAAAGUUUAGUGUAAUUAAUUAAUUUAUUCAAGGUCGCCAAAUCAUUCAGUGGUAGAAACAUGAAUCAAGACCAGGCAGUCUGACUGUAAAUAAAUUCUGAGCCACUCUCUUGCAGAGGACCUCCUGAUAUUCAUCUCCUGAAUGGUUGGCAACAGGCCUGUUCAUAGUAGACACACAAUAAACUUUGACUAAAUGAACAAA
Messenger RNA from Homo sapiens (human), 4949 nucleotides. It is a transcript of the gene OR2A1, whose product is annotated as olfactory receptor family 2 subfamily A member 1. Gene Ontology annotation, molecular function: olfactory receptor activity; G protein-coupled receptor activity. The coding region runs from base 337 to 1269 and encodes 310 amino acids. The record is from RefSeq and is a predicted model, not a curated record. Gene Ontology annotation, biological process: G protein-coupled receptor signaling pathway. Gene Ontology annotation, cellular component: plasma membrane; membrane. Lineage: Eukaryota; Metazoa; Chordata; Mammalia; Primates; Hominidae. The transcript is spliced from 2 exons.